UCUGCGCCAUUCACCGUUCGCCACUCGCCCCACUCGCCCCACUCUCGCGCCCCCCUUUCUCCUCCGAGCUGCGAUUUACCCGUUUCGCCACUCAGGAUCCACGCCUUUGCGCAGUGGAACGAUAUGCGCCAAAAAGGCCAGGCAGGCCCCGGACGCAGGCCCCCGGACGAAGCAUCCAAAGGGGGAAGGAAGGGCGUGGCGAGCAGCGCACGUCGAACAAUACACCCGCGCCCGGCCUUUCCCGUUCGCUAUUGGACUAUUUCAGAAAGUCCUGCUUCUGAGGGCGAUCUUUGCUCGCCAAUGCCGCAGCAGCAAGCAGCGGCAACAAGGACGGCGAGGGGGUGGUGGGGGGGGGGAGAGAAGCGCAAUCACACGGACCAUGAAGCACAGAGAGCGCGGGGGGCCCAUCCAUGCGCGCUAAAGUCUGUUCGGGCCUCGCAAGCUUCCUCCCUUUACCUUCUCCCCUUCUCGCACCCGCUCCUGACUUUGUCAAAUGUUCAAACUUGCUCCCGCAAACAAAGACCUACAGUGAACGUGCCAUGCGCAGCAGCAUCUUCUCUUUUCCCCCCUCGCCGAUCACGAGCUUCGACUUUCUGCGCUUGCCCGCCCACCCCAGCAAAGCAAGCAAGAUCGAAACCUCUUGUCCCUCGCCCACUCGAUCACUCCAUCGUAUUCUAGCGCGCACCUUUUGACUAUUACAGAGCGUGCAUUGUCGUUUGCGUCGUGCCGCCCUCGCCUGCUUGAAGCUGAAAGCUUCAAAGAAAGAAACAACGGCAGUUGCUGAAGCAUUGCACGAAAGUUUCUCAUCGGCCUCUGCAUUGCUGGCUGCGCGUGCGUCUCCGUGCCCCAGCUUUCACUUUGUAGAUCCGACGAUUGGCCAAAAGCAGGGUACCGUCUCCUUGUACUUUUUGUACUUGGGG
This is a messenger RNA of Ceraceosorus guamensis, 920 nucleotides long. RefSeq lists its product as hypothetical. The coding region runs from base 411 to 692 and encodes 93 amino acids. The record is from RefSeq and is a predicted model, not a curated record. The transcript has a single exon. Lineage: Eukaryota; Fungi; Basidiomycota; Exobasidiomycetes; Ceraceosorales; Ceraceosoraceae.